Molecule: messenger RNA, 987 nt
Organism: Epithele typhae
Lineage: Eukaryota; Fungi; Basidiomycota; Agaricomycetes; Polyporales; Epitheliaceae
Exons: 2
Coding region: 1-987 (328 amino acids)
Source: RefSeq, a predicted model, not a curated record
AUGAUGCACCUUUCGAGCUUUGUUUUCAUUGCCCUCUUUGUUCUUGGAGGAAUAUCCGUAGGCAAUGCUGCCGUCGUCGAAAGGCGCCAGCUCACCACCUCCCCCGACGCCGUGUCCGAGCCCGGUUCCUACAGUGCCUCCCCGACCGAGUACACCUCCCCCAGCUACACAGUCUACGCCUCCAACGGGCCCUCCGAUUCCGAUUCCAGCAGUGCCUAUGCGACCACGUCCACCCGCCGUCACGGCCACUCCUCAGUCGUCGCCUCUGGUGAGGCCGGGUCCGCUUCCCCCAGCAUCACGGUCUACGCUUCCAAUGGGCCAUCCGAGUCCGAUUCCUACAGUGUCUCCCCGACCGAGUACACCUCCCCCAGCUACACGGUCUACGCCUCCAACGGGCCCUCCGACUCCGACGGUUCUAGUAGUGCUUCCGCGACGGCGUCCACCCACGGGGGCCACGGCCACUCCUCGGUCGUCGUGACCGCCUCCGGCGAGGCCUCCUCGUCCGGCGACGGUUCCAACGGUUGCUCCGAGACCGCGUCGACCUUCCCCAGCUCCCCCAGCUUCACUGCGUCCGCCUCCAACGGGCCCUCCGACCCCGCUUCCAGCAGUGCCUCCGCGACCCACCAGAGUCACGGCCAUUCCUCGGUCGUCGCGACCGCCUCCGGUGAGGAGGCUGGGUCAGCCUCCCCCAGCAUCACUGUCUACGGCUCCAACGGGCCCUCCGAGACCGGUUCCUGCAGCGUCUCCCCGACCGGGUCCUCCUCCCCCAGCUACACGGUCUACGCCUCCAACGGGCCCUCCGAGUCAGACAGCUCCAGCAGCGCGUCCGCGACGGCGUCCACCCACGGCCACGGCCACUCCUCCGUCGUCGUGACCGCCUCCCCCAGCAUCACGGUCUACGGCUCUAACGGGCCCUCCGAGUCUGCCUCCAGCAGUGCCUACGCGACCGCGUCCACCCACCCCCACGGUCAUUCCCGGUCGUCGUGA